AUGUUCUUCACAUAAACUAAAUUUCAUAAACUGAGUUCUUAGAAAGAAUUAUUGGCUAAGAUAUAAGAGUUCGAAAUUAACACCAAUUUUGAUUCUCCAAGAACUUAGAAAGCGUUGUUAAAAAUGAAUAAGACUAAAUAUGACUUUAGAAGGAAGUAUAUGAUAGUAUUCACAUUUAAGGAAUAAAUUUGAAAAACAUAAUGAGUUAGAAUAUAGAAAUAAAAGGAAUAAUAAAUCUUUGGAUUAGUAAUCACUUGAUUUCGAAUAUGAGACUUAUUUAGAGUUAUUAUUAAGUAAUUUCCAUAAUUGACAAUUAGAUGAUUACAUGGAACUGAAAGAGUAAAGAAAACAAAUAAAGGAAUGGUUCCAAAAAAAAUAGUAAGAAGAAGAUGAAUUACGUGGAUAUGAACAUAUACCAUUUAAUAGUGUACAUUCGACAAGUAGAUUUCCAUGUUAAACCAUAACAAUUGAUGAUAAAAUUGGCAAAAUAAAUUAGGAAAGAUAGAGGCAAUUAAGUUUAAACAAUGCUGAAGUGAAAGAAGCUUUAUUGUUUGAAUUAGAUAGACGACAGUGGGAAUAAGAAUCUCUGGAAAGAAGACAGAAAAAUGCAUAAGUGAGAUCAGCUAAAAUUAUGGAAAUUAAGAUGAAAGCUUAGGAAUAAAAUAAGAAGGCUUAAAAGAAAUGUGAAACAUAGAAAAAAAUAAAAGAAGUGUAAAUAGAAGAAGAUUUAGUCAAGGCAAAAGAAUUUUAAGAGAAAUUGAAUCAAAAGUACUCUUAUUAAUUUAUGUUAGAGAUAAUGAAAUAGCAACUAAGAAAUCUACGAUAAUCAUGGAGAAGAUUGAGAAAAAUAAAAAAUUAGAAGAGAAAAUCUUGUUUAGAAAAUCUUUGUUAAAACAUGAAUAAUCAGAAACUUAACUUUAAAAUAUUAGGAAAGACACUCAAACUGAAGAAAAUAGAGUAAAAUCAGUUGAAAGAUAAGCGAAAGAUAGGUAAGAUAAACAAUGGAGAUAUGAAUAAUAAUUAAUGAGGAUUCAUGAAAAAAGUGCAUUAUCUAAAGCCAUUUGGGAAUCUGAAUUGUGUAAUAAUUUUGGAUAAAAAAUGAUAUCUAUUGAAGAAUAGAAAAAGAAAAACGAAGAUCUUAUAAAAAAAGAAGCAAAUAAAAUGUCAAAGGAACGGAAAGAUAAAUUAAAAAAACAUUAAUAAAAUCUAGAAUAAGUUUAGGAAGAAGAAAAGUACUUUUAACCAAUAUUUAGAAUAGACAAUGGUAAAUGAAGUUAUAAGAGAAAUUGCAAAACAAAGAUGAAAUUUCAAAGAAACUAAGAAUGAGUAAGCUAGAAGAAAUAAAAUAAUUAAGGGAAUAAAAUGUUUAAAACUAAAGAGAAUAAUUAUAGAAACUAGAAUUGAGAAGGAGAAAAUAAGUAAUAUUGAUUAAUUAUCAUAAGUUUAGUUAAUAAGAUUUGUUGUUGGAACGAUCCUUAAAUGCUUAAAAGAAAAUGGAAUAAUAAAAAAAUGAGUAAGAAAAGGUCUUAUUUUAUUUGUUGACCUCAAAAUAAAAGAUUGACUCAGAAAUUAGUAAUAGGCAAUAAAAAUUAAAACUGAUACAUUAAUAGUCAUCAGUUUAGCUAUUAGAGUAUGACUUUCUUCUAUCAUUAUUUAGAUAAUUGAAAGACCUUGUGCCAGAAUCAGAAUUAAUUGAAUUACAGAAGUAGUAUAAAAUUACUAAAAAGCCUUAAACUGCUAAUCCAUAAACUAUGAAUAAAUUGUGA
Paramecium octaurelia is the source of this 1766-nucleotide messenger RNA. NCBI's taxonomy places the organism in Eukaryota, Ciliophora, Oligohymenophorea, Peniculida, Parameciidae. The record is from the annotation of a GenBank genome assembly.